Alligator sinensis (Chinese alligator) is the source of this 2851-nucleotide messenger RNA. It is a transcript of the gene EFHD2, whose product is annotated as EF-hand domain family member D2. The record is from RefSeq and is a predicted model, not a curated record. Lineage: Eukaryota; Metazoa; Chordata; Crocodylia; Alligatoridae. Gene Ontology annotation, molecular function: calcium ion binding. Bases 157 to 540 code for a protein of 127 amino acids. The transcript is spliced from 4 exons.
UCAGCUUGCCGUGGUACAGCACGAGAUAAAGCUCCCUCGGCUAGGUCUGCGUGACCAUAGCUGUAGCUACGGCUGCCACGCAGGUGUUGUAUCACUGGAGAAAGAUGAGAGCUACCAUGAAGGUACGACGCGGGGAAAGACGGUUUCAUUGACCUGAUGGAACUGAAGCUCAUGAUGGAAAAACUCGGCGCCCCCCAGACGCACCUUGGGCUGAAGAACAUGAUUAAAGAGGUCGACGAAGACUUGGACAGCAAACUCAGCUUCCGGGAGUUUCUUCUGAUUUUCCGCAAAGCCGCCGCAGGUGAACUGCAGGAGGACAGCGGUCUGCAUGCCUUGGCGCGGCUCUCGGAGAUAGAUGUCUCCACUGAGGGUGUGAAAGGAGCCAAAAGCUUUUUCGAGGCCAAAGUCCAAGCGAUCAACGAUGCCAGCCGCUUCGAAGAGGAGAUCAAAGCUGAACAAGAGGAGAAGAAAAAGCAGGCGGAGGAGAUGAAACAGAGAAAAGCGGCCUUCAAAGAAUUGCAGUCCACAUUCAAGCAAUGAUCUCGCAGGCGGGGAUCUCGCUGGAAAGGACCUCCCAGCACAGAGUCCCAGGGAGACACCGAGCAAAGCGCUAUGUGGCAGAUGUCCACAAUGAGUUGUGUAAGCGUCGAUGGUUGAAGGGACCAAUUGAUAAACAGCAGUGUGUGAAUCCGGAGUGGCUGGGCCCCUUCAGGUGCAGGCUGCUGACGGGUUUAAUUACCGCACUGCUUCCUUGCACUGUAAAUACUGCAAGUGGAGACUCUGGUGCUCCCACUUCCCUGCAUUGCCAUUGGUCUUUAUCCUGUGUUAUCUGUGAUGACGUGUGUCCGCAAACUGGUGUGUGUGUGUGUAUACAAGGGUGGUGGUGGUGGGGAACUGCUUGAAGCCAAAUGCUUGAAAUGUGCUCUGUACUCUGGUGUGUGCUCUCUUGGGACAAACACUGCAUAACCCGAAUGGUAUAAGCACCCAGCCUUGGAUGUACCGGACCCUGGACUAGCAGCUGCUGCCCAUGCAGAAACACUGCCUGCCGCUUUAAUGUACGCCAUCUCCUGGAAUCAGACAUUCUGCACUUAAUGCUUUAAAUCAGUCGCUUUAAAGGCCCGUAGCUGAUACCUUUGGGUGGGAAGCACUGAGCGGAGGUAGAGCAGCCUCGUGGACUGAGCGGAGGGUGUUGGAGGAAAGGGAGCUCAGCGUUCUCAUCCUGCCUCUGGCACCAAUUCACUGUGUGGCCUUGGGUAAGGCACUUUAAACUGUCUUGGGCUUUCUGCCCCUAUGGGGGAGGUAGGAUCCUACUCUUGUUCCUAUGGAGUUGAAGAGAAAAUGGGUUUGGAUUCGGUUAGAUGCUUGGCACCUCACCUGCUGGUCUGUGCGAGCUCAGAGCUCGAGCCUGCAAGAUGCAGAGAGCUCCCUGAGCUGCCGGGGGCUCCACAGGCAGUCAGCACACUGGAGGCCAGAGCCCCAAGCACCGUGUCUCGCUAUAGAGAAACAUCAGCGUGAAGCAGAAGGCAGAGCAAGGCAGCACCUCCAAGACUGGUUCAGAGGUUUUGUAGACAACAACCUACUUUGUCAGAUGCUGCUUAUCAUCGAUGUCGCCUACAGAAGCUGUGGACCAGAGAUCCCCUUAGAUGCUGCCUUGCCCUACCUUCUGCCUGACUUCAGCCUAACACAGCUGACCACAUCCCUCCAGUGUGAGGAUGGGAGAUGGCCUAGCUGUGUAGAUGGGGACAUGUUCUUAGAUCGGUCCCAUCCUUUUGGUCCCAUCUUUUAUUUAAAAUAGAGGAUCUGUAUUGGCUCCAAGUUGGGGCACUAGAGGUAGGUGCAAUUGAGAUAGGUGAAGCCAAGGGAACCAAUGGGCCUAUGUGUUCAUGACCCUAGAGAUCAGUCAGGACUCCAAAGACACCCCAGAUGCAUCCCCCACUUCAACGGCCCUGAAUUCCUACUGUUUAGGGAUGGGUUCAUUAUCCUACUAGUUGUGGGCUGAACAAUGCAGUCAGCGAUAGCACAAUCCCGUGUCUGCAACAUGCCCUGAUGUCCCAUUCCCUGAACUGGGAAAUCAGAAUGAACUGCACUGAGAGAAGAAGUACAGGGACAGACAGGAUGGCACGUGUUCAGCCCUAGAAAAUACAGGGACGCACAAGUGCAGUAAGACAUGCAACUUGCCCAACGCAGCUACGGCUCUUUAAAACCCAACACCAAUAUUCAGGCUGGAAACUAUGUCCCCCGCUCCACCCCAAAGUGCUUUUAAUUUUUCUUUUCCUUUUGCAUGCACUGUGAUUUUGAAAAGACAGGGUCACACCCUAAUCAUUUGGUUCAGUUCUUCUAGGUUUUGUAAUGAAAACAUAAAGCAUAGCCAGGUAUUGAACUGCACUUAUGACUUGUCCAGCUGGAAAACAGGGGAACCACAUUUGCAUCAAGUGAUGUUUGUGAUGGAAGCCAAUAAACCUGUGUGAAGCUUGUGUGUACACAUGGCAAGCCCUAGCCACUGUUAAAAUUCAGAUGAGGAAGUGGACUGUGAUACCAGACUUCGUGUACUUUGCUAUUUGCAAAAAGAUCUUUACCACUGUUAUGCAAAACCAACCAAUUUCAUAUCCUCAUGAAAAGAUUAAUGCUUGAUUGCUUUUAGACUAACCCUUUAUUUUGGUAAAAAAACUAAGAAAUCCCAUUGGUGGAUUUAGAAGUGUUAUUAUUUUUCAUAUUAUAAUCUGCAAAAAAAAAAAAAGAAAUCAUUAUAUUAAAUAGUUUCUGCCAUUCUUCUACAGAUUUUCUUUAGGAAAGGUUUAUACAAGUGAAUUCAAUAAUUUUUUGGGGGGUUUCAGAAGCUUUUUCCAUUCAC